AUGCUUAAGCAAUCAAUUAAAAGUGUUUACAAGGGAAACGCCGCCGCCAGAAGGUUUAUGCAGCAAUCAGCAACUAGACUUGCUAAAGGCGACUCUUCCAACAUCGAUUCAUUCAAAUUACCUUCUCAGACCUCAAUCAAUGAAUGGGAGUUCAAAUACGACUUUAUUCCAAAGACUUCUCAACCUAAAGUACCCCCUGUCACCAAAGAGGCUGUCAAACAAGAUGUUGCUCAGGAAAAGGCAAAGGCUGUCGAACGUGAAUUAUUCGCCAAGGAGUCCAAUUCAUCAGUAAAAGUUGAGGCAAAUGACGCCAAGGUCUUGCAUGGUGGUGAAUCAGUAGGGGCUGAGCCUAUUCUCCAAGAGGAUAGAGGAAGCAACCCAAUUGAUUCUUCCAAACCAAAUGUCUCCAAUUCGGCGAAACCAAAGAAGGCAGCUAAUCACGAUCAGUAUGUACAGUCUUCAGUCAACCCAAAUGUCAAUGCUGCUGAUGUCGUCAACUUGGGUGAAAACGAGAUUGACCACAAGACUGAACUGGUUGGCAAACAAACACGUGUUGUUGAUGAUCUUGAACAUGACAACUUGCACCAUGAGGGACAGCAACAAUCAUCAUCGUCAGGUAGCACAAGUGUAGCUGGAGUGUUGGCUCUAUUAGGAGCUGGAGGAGCUGGAUAUUGGUACUACACGUCCUCGACUAAGCAAGCUAAGAAAUAG
Lodderomyces margitis is the source of this 711-nucleotide messenger RNA. RefSeq lists its product as uncharacterized. NCBI's taxonomy places the organism in Eukaryota, Fungi, Ascomycota, Pichiomycetes, Serinales, Debaryomycetaceae. The transcript has a single exon. Bases 1 to 711 code for a protein of 236 amino acids. The record is from RefSeq and is a predicted model, not a curated record.